CACUAGGGCUCAUUCCAAGGUUCGCGGUUUCUCUCCAAGUCUCUGCUGCGUAGGAAACGCAAGGGUCGCAUCGUUUGCGUCUGUUGGAGAGUUAGGAAGAGAGGCCAACAUGAGCGCUGGAGGAGAGAAAGGGUCAGCAACUAAGACGCCGGCAGACUUUCUCAAGUCAAUUCGUGGUCGACCGGUGGUCGUCAAGCUCAAUUCUGGAGUGGAUUACCGAGGUAUUCUAGCAUGUCUUGAUGGUUAUAUGAAUAUUGCGAUGGAACAAACUGAAGAAUAUGUCAAUGGACAGUUGAAAAAUAAGUAUGGUGAUGCUUUCAUCCGUGGAAACAACGUUUUGUACAUUAGUACAUCUAAGACGACUCUUCCGGAAUGAGCCCAAAUUGUAUUAGUGGUUUCUGCUAAUUGUUAUUGAUGUCAUGUUGUGGACAUGGGAAUGAACUAAACAAUUCCAACUUUAGCUGUUCCUUGAACUUCUUAUAAAGUUCGUUUUUACCGUUGAUCAUCAUUGUAAUUAUAAUAUCAGGGACAUGAAGGUUACUCCAACUGUUCAUUUUUUAAAAAUUUAGCAGUUUGCAAUUGUUUUGAGAUACUAAGGUAUUAAAGGAACAGUGCAUAUUGGUUUUGA
Messenger RNA from Tripterygium wilfordii, 628 nucleotides. Its product is annotated as sm-like protein LSM36B. Lineage: Eukaryota; Viridiplantae; Streptophyta; Magnoliopsida; Celastrales; Celastraceae. The record is from RefSeq and is a predicted model, not a curated record. Gene Ontology annotation, cellular component: nucleolus; sno(s)RNA-containing ribonucleoprotein complex; U4/U6 x U5 tri-snRNP complex. Gene Ontology annotation, molecular function: RNA binding. Gene Ontology annotation, biological process: mRNA splicing, via spliceosome; maturation of SSU-rRNA. The coding region runs from base 110 to 376 and encodes 88 amino acids. The transcript has 4 exons.